Linderina pennispora is the source of this 747-nucleotide messenger RNA. Its product is annotated as flavo protein WrbA. The record is from RefSeq and is a predicted model, not a curated record. The transcript is spliced from 2 exons. NCBI's taxonomy places the organism in Eukaryota, Fungi, Kickxellomycota, Kickxellomycetes, Kickxellales, Kickxellaceae. Bases 110 to 718 code for a protein of 202 amino acids. Gene Ontology annotation, molecular function: NAD(P)H dehydrogenase (quinone) activity; FMN binding.
UCAGAAGGUUCUUAAACCCCUUUGAUCUCUCUACCACUCCUUUCUUGUCUCAUUUCCACAUCUACAUUUUUGGACAACCUACGCUUCAGGCAAUAAAACAUACACAGAAAUGGCUCGUCCCAAGGUUUUCGUCAUUUUCUACUCGACCUACGGUCACAUCCACACGGUCUCCAAGUCGAUCAAGGAGGGUCUGGAGAAGGCCGGCAACGUCGACAUUGAGGUUUACCAGUUCCCUGAGACCCUGUCUGAGGACAUCCUGGGCAAGAUGCACGCCCCGCCCAAGCCCGAUGUCCCGGUCAUUACUGUCGACAAGCUGACUGAGGCCGACGGCUUCCUGUUUGGUUUCCCGACCCGCUUCGGCUCUGCCCCCGCCCAGGUCAAGUCGUUCUUCGACGCCACUGGUGGUCUGUGGGCCAAGGGCGCUCUGUACGGCAAGCCCGCUGGCAUCUUCUUCUCGACCGGCUCGCAGCACGGCGGCCAGGAGACCACGGCGUUCUCGUUCCUGCCGAACCUUGCUCACCACGGCAUGAUCUACGUCCCCACUGGUUUCCGUAACCCUAAUCUGUUUGACAACUCGGAGGUCGUCGGCGGAUCCCCGUGGGGUACUGGCACUGUUGCCGGCGGUGAUGGCUCCCGCCAGCCCAAUGAGAAGGAGCUGUCUGUGGCUGUGACCCAGGGCGAAGAGUUUGCCAAUGUUGUUGCUAAACUCGCUGCCUAAGAAACUUCCUCAAUGUAGUUUAAUUGAAU